AUGGCCGAACUACUCCGCAAGCUACAACAAGAGAUCAGGCGGCACUGCACGAAGAGUCACUCCCUUGUCAUCACCGAGCAGGACCUCCCGGCAAUGGAGCACCUUAGGGCCGUCAUCAAGGAGACGAUGCGGCUGCACCCGCCGGGGCCUCUCCUUGUCCCUCGCGAGUCCAUGCAGCACACAAAGGUUCACUUUUACGAUGUCCCGCGUGGGACAAGAAUCAUUGUGAAUGCAUGGGCCGUCGGCAGGGACCCGACGGUGUGGGAUAACGCCGACGAGUUUCGACCAGAGCGGUUUGUCGACAGCGAGGUGGACUUCCGUGGGCGGCGUUCUCAGCUCAUACCAUUUGGCGCAAGGAGGAGGAUGUGCCCUGGGAUCGGGUUCACGACAUCCGUCGUGGAGCUGGCACUAGCGAACCUGGUGGGACAAUUCAACUGGACAAUUCCUACGUUGGAGAAUAAGGCGUCGGCGGUGGUGGACAUGGAGGAGGCCCCUGGGAUCACGUCACGGAAGAAGGUGCCACUGUGUGCCGUAGCGGCACGGCCGGCGUAG
Triticum turgidum subsp. durum (durum wheat) is the source of this 552-nucleotide messenger RNA. The record is from the annotation of a GenBank genome assembly. Lineage: Eukaryota; Viridiplantae; Streptophyta; Magnoliopsida; Poales; Poaceae.